This is a messenger RNA of Prorocentrum cordatum, 1938 nucleotides long. The record is from the annotation of a GenBank genome assembly. NCBI's taxonomy places the organism in Eukaryota, Dinophyceae, Prorocentrales, Prorocentraceae.
UCCAGCGGAGCGGAGUGCCGCGCAGAUGCAGACUAGACCUCGAGGCUCCCUUUGGGGCCGCCAGCUGCGCCACCGUCGCCACUUUCGUACUCUGCUGGGAGGUCCAGCGGAGCGGAGGGACGCCGCAGCCAUUUUGGCUCCAGCUAUUUCGAACUCCAUCCCGUCCUCUGCGCCGCCCAGGCAGGGCCCCAUCGCCUCGGCUUCUUCCUCCCAGUCGCCAGCAUGGCCCUCUUCCUCGCCGCCGCCGUCCUUCUGGCCGCCCCCGCGGCCGUCGCCGCGCAGGCCGCCCCCGACCGCCGCCUGCGCGGGGCCACCGGCGCCGAAGCGGCCGGCGACGGCCAGGCCGCCGCCCUGGCCAGCGACCCGCUGUCGCAGCUCGCCGGGCUCUUCUCGGCCCUGGACAGGGACGGCGACGGCGCCCUGUCGCCGCUAGAGGUCGCGGCGGGCGCCGGGGCCGCGCAGGGGCUCGCCGCGGACCUCUUCGGCGCGGCGGACGCGGACGGCAGCGGCGCCGUCGGCCUGGAGGAGCUUGGCGCCCUGGCGGAGGCGCUGCAGCGGCGGCGGGCCCGUGCGGGGGCGGGGCGCGGCUGGGAGGGCGCGCUGCUGAAGCGCGCGGCGGCGCCGCGUGCCGUUGCCGAGGAGGCGCCGGCCCAGGCGGCGGAGGGGGCGCUGGAGGAGGUGCUGAACGGGAAGGACCUGUGGACCCCCCACAACGGGUGCGAGAUGUACACGCUGCGCACCUGCGGGGCUCCCCUGUUCCCUGGGUGGCACGAGCGCCGAUGCCCGGACCCAGUGUCCACCUGCAACGACGACGGGGACUGCGUGUGCCCCGACGGGUACUGCUCCUCGACCCGCAUGGGCUUCUGCGACAGGUGCGACGACUGGAGCAGCGGCGCUGACGUCGGCAACUCGAGCUGCAUCCACACCGGCGCUGAUAUGGUGCCCUACCCGCACGAGAUGGUCCGCUAAGGAGUGGUUUGACCCGCAUGUUCGCAGUCCUGCUUCGCGUGAUGCGACGCCUGACGCGUGCUCGUCGCCAUGUGCGAGGCGCUGCCCCCGACUUCACCUCGCAGUCGUGUCUCGCGUGCAGCGACGACUGACUGCAUGCUCGGCCGCCAUGCGAUCGAGGCGCAAGGGGCUGCCCGCACCGAAUUCACUGGCGCCUCUUAGUACGGACGCUUGAUAAUCAGAGCGACGUCUUGUUUCGGCUGACGCCUACCAACAUUGGCUUGCUGCUGCCAGCCGCGUGCCCGCUCGCGCCUGGCCUGCGCCGAGCUCGCCACAGGAGGCCCCGAGGCCCCGUGGGAGCCACGGCUGCCGUGCGACCGACUCGGCGGGGGGCGCCGCGCCGCCGAUGCCACGAGUGCGGCCCAACCGCGGCCAGGGCGGCGUGGCGCCUCUGGCGGAAGAUCCCGCCUCAAGGCGGCCAGGCCUUUGCGACGCCGAUCUCCCCGAUGGGGUCCUUGACGCCUGGGGAGCUGGAGCUGUCUUUACUGUCGCGAGUCGGGGGCAUGGGCGCCCAUCCCCGCAAUGCUCGGGGAACGAGGGUUCCGUGGCAGUUCUGUUCCAAAGAAUCUGUCAUUUUCCGCACGUGCAUGGUUCCGACGCCACCGCCCACCUCCCUGUCCCCGUCUGCGCCCUCCCUCUCCCCCGUCCCGCGCCCGCGUCAGGCUCGAGUGCCGCAGAGGUCGUAACGACGCGUUGCUGCCUCGACCCGUCGCGGGAUCGGUUAUCGGUUGGCCGUCCUCUUGCGCGACGGGCGCUGUGGGUCGGAGUAACAAAUCUCUGAUGGCGCAACGUCUGAUCAGCGCAAGCAGGAGCAAUUUUCGGCAAUGCGGCCAUAGAGUCUCGCGAGGAGCGUGAAGCUCCUACUCGCUUGCCUGCCUGUCUCGAGGAGCAAAACCCAGCAGAGCGGAGUGCCGCGCAGAUGCAGACGAG